Molecule: messenger RNA, 1812 nt
Organism: Rosa chinensis
Lineage: Eukaryota; Viridiplantae; Streptophyta; Magnoliopsida; Rosales; Rosaceae
Exons: 6
Coding region: 637-1302 (221 amino acids)
Source: RefSeq, a predicted model, not a curated record
UGAGGGAGAUAGAGACAAUACAAAGGUGUGUUUUCGAAGAUGCUGAGUGGAAACGGAAUGGCUGGCCACUUCGGGAGGAUGAGUGCUCUCUGCUUGGAUGGGACUGAAGAUCACCUAGUUACGUCACUAGGUGCAGAUUGUGAAACUCAACCAGAGCUUGCGCCAUUGUUCAAUGACCGGGGACCAAUGGAUCUCGAUCUGAAUGAAAAACAUGUUAAGGACCACACUUCCCUAAAGUGUUGUGGAAUCAAUAGUUGCUCUUCCUGUCAAUAUGCCUAGGAUGCGCAGACCAGUGGAGUCAAGAGGACAUAAUCAAGCAAGGUGGGCAAGGAAUGGAGUACCAGAGAAGAUGAUAUUUAAUAAGAAUGGUCAACCAGUGGAACCAGCAGAUACUGUGGCAAGGUUUUCCCGUUUCUUGGGAAUAAUGGCAAAGGAAUCUUCCUUGUUCCCCAUCAAUACAAAGGAUUGGAGAGCAUUCUAUGCUAGUGGCGACAUAGAUAAUGCUUGGAUACGGAUAAGGGUAAAAUUUCAGAACCUAUUACAGUAUUUCCAUUGUCAUAUAUUACUAAGGUUAUUAACACAUACAAAUUUAGGAGCUGCUAGCUAUUUAAUCUGACAUUAUUAUGCUAGGGGACUAUGGAUUGGAGUGACCCUAUCACACUGUCGAAAGAGCUUAAGAUUAAGCAUGUAGUUGAGAUGAAGUUGAAUGAUAGGUGGAAGCAUUAUAAGGGUGAACUGAAGAAGAAAUGGUAUGCUCCAUUUAUUGGGACUGGACAAAGGUUUUCUUGUGGAGACAUGCGUGUGAAUGUGCAUCAAUGGAAAUUGCUAGUGCGACUUUGGGACCUCCCAUACAAUCAGGAACGUUCGGUCAAAGCUACAAGGAAUAGGCUAGAGGGUCAAGUGAGUCACACUUGUGGAACAAAGAGCUUUGCUCAAGUCAGAUUUGAAUUUGAGCAAGUAUAUGAUCAAGAACUUAACCGGCUUAGCUUUUUCACUCUCACCCAUACGCGACAAGAUGGAGAACCAAUUGAUACCAAGUUUGGCCAAAUCAUUGAUGAUUUUAAGGAAAAACUGAAGGAGUAUGAGGACAAAAAGGAAGAGGUCAUUGAUAUAGUUCGUAAUAAGGGGUACUUUGAGGUUCUUGGACCUGAAAAGAGGAAUAAGGUCAGAGGCUUUGGAGCAGGAGUCAAUUGGUCGGAUGUACUUGGUAUUGUGACUCAAGAAAGUCUUGUAACUAGGGAUGUGAAAGAACUAAAAGCUGCUUAUGAGGUUCAAGUAGACGCUGUGAAUCUUGCACAAUAAGAAGUUAUUAGGUUUAGGCUAGAAGCAACAGAAAGGGAAAAUAGGUGGAGUUUGGAAGCUUCAAACCUUGUUGAGAACUUGAGGAAGGAACAAGCAGAGGCAAUAAACAAGCAAAGGAAUCAAAUGGAACUGGAAAUAAUGGCGAUCAAGCGUGGGAUGAUAGACUUCAUGGCUGAGUUUAAAAACUCCAAGGGCAAUGACAAGACUAAGGAUGGAAGUCCAAUUGCUGUGUUACAAUCAUGGUUGAACAAGGUUGAUAUUGGAACUGCUGCAAGUGGUCAUUCUGAAAUAUCAAGAGAUGAAGACUAUGAGGUUAUUGAAAUGGAUAGUGACUAUGGUGCUGUCCCAAGCAUGCCACACGGCAAGCCAAACAACUAAAUAUAGAGGUACGAGCUCAGUAUGCAUUUUGGUGCUUAGUUUUGUUUUUUUGUAAAUGCUGACUGUUGGGAUGCAGAAGUGAAAAUGAUGUUUUUUGUAACUAUACUGGAUUGCUGUUGUAGAAAGGUUAAU